AUGAGUGAACCAAAGCAAUCAGUUCUGUCAAUUCUUACCGAACAAUCCUGGUUCUGGGAUCCCAUGCACAACAAUGAGAUCAGGUUCUUAGCAAACGGCACUGGCCACAUAAUUUGUCGCUAUGAGACCCAAGAGUGGAUUAUGGCGGAGUUGGGCUGGAGACCCAGAAGCCCGGUCUCCCUUGAGCCAGUCACAGUGACCAACGCCGAUGGCUUUCUCAGCGAAUUCGAGAUUGAAAUCACCCUGUCUAAGCGCCAGAUUGCGAAUUCUUAUGUCCCGGCGGGUCGUCGCAUCAACGAAGCUCUACUUACCGAGAAAGCUUUUAAGCCCAAGGUUUAUAAAGUGAGAGUGGAGCGAGGGUCCUUCCUCACUCAGCAUGACAGGACAGGUGACUUGCAACGGGGGGAUCGCCCGAGAUAUGCUAUGCAGUUGGCUUUUGACACGUCCCCCUAUCCCCAGCCUGAGCAGUGGAAGGAAAUGACUAGUAGCCUUCAGGCGCAUAGGAUGUGGGAGUGGGAUGAAUUUUGCAGCCACCAACUGCCUGAGAAAGGUUUUCUGUCAGUGACUUGGUCAAAGCUCAGGGAUGCUUUUGCCUCAUAA
Aspergillus homomorphus CBS 101889 is the source of this 600-nucleotide messenger RNA. RefSeq lists its product as uncharacterized. The transcript has 2 exons. NCBI's taxonomy places the organism in Eukaryota, Fungi, Ascomycota, Eurotiomycetes, Eurotiales, Aspergillaceae. The coding region runs from base 1 to 600 and encodes 199 amino acids. The record is from RefSeq and is a predicted model, not a curated record.